This is a messenger RNA of Saccoglossus kowalevskii, 3088 nucleotides long. RefSeq names its product dystroglycan 1-like. Gene Ontology annotation, biological process: muscle attachment; morphogenesis of an epithelium; nerve development. NCBI's taxonomy places the organism in Eukaryota, Metazoa, Hemichordata, Enteropneusta, Harrimaniidae. The record is from RefSeq and is a predicted model, not a curated record. Gene Ontology annotation, molecular function: laminin binding; calcium ion binding. Gene Ontology annotation, cellular component: dystrophin-associated glycoprotein complex; dystroglycan complex; sarcolemma.
ACCUGCGCCACCAUUACCGACCAAAGCAGUCACAGAAGGACCAAGUAGGACAUACUCCCCACCGAUGCCUUCAGUAGCGGAGACAGAAGCAUUGUCAACUAUUCCAGCUAUGACCAGUACGCCAAUGACUAGUUCAAGUGCGGUAAUGCCAUCCCAGCUGCCUCCAAGUGCAGUGAUUGAACCCAGUCGUACAUACAUCUCACAGACGGAUGAACCAACCCAAAUAGUUGUUACCCCAACACCAGUUCCUACCACUCUGGAACUCACAACUACAUCAGAGCCAUUAAAACCACAAAUUACAACUGGCAAAACUCCAUUGACGACUACCUCCACAGUGGUUAAACCCAACAAGGUACCUUUAGUUCGAAACCCACCAAUCAUGCCAGAGAUCAUUACUGGCAAAGUAUUUAAAUACCAAAUUCCCCAGAACACAUUUUAUGAUGAGGAAGAUGGUGACACAUUCAAUCUGAAACUUGUUUUCACAACAUCUGAUGGUAUGCCUGUUCCAUCUGAUUCCUGGAUUCAAUUUAAUACGAAUUUGCAAACCUUGAUUGGUCUGCCGAUGAAGACUGAUGCCAGGCAGAACAAUAAGUACAUAUUAACAGCAGUCGAUAGCGGUGGUAAAAUUGCUAUUGUUCCAAUGGACUUAGAUGUAACACUGAGUAGUCUUAAGAAGAACCACGAAUUUAAGAUAUCUCUAGUAGAUGGUUCGAAAGACCUGGAUAAUAAAGUGACAACAAAGGUUGACAUUAUUGAAAGAUUGGCAACUUUGUACGAGGAUCCAACUACUGAUUUUAUCUCUGUUUCAUCCUUUGACAAAGAUUCAUGGACACUUGGCUGGAGUAACAAUACUCAACGCUAUGACCCUUGUCCAAGAAAAAAAAUUAAACUGCUUACUAAAGUUAUAGAAAAAAUGAAAGGAACUCCAGGUGUACCAAGUCAGGCCUUAAAGGAAGCCAUGAGACCAGAAUAUGUUGUAACUAGAGUCGAAGAUACACCUUUUGGGCCUUGCACUGAGGAGGAGAUUGCCACAACUAAGGCUCCACCAAGGAUUGUUUCACCUGUACCAACAUUAACUCCCAACACAGCACCCAUUCUAUUAAACCACAUUGACAGAGUAGUUGUCUAUGAUGGAGAAACAUUCAGUUAUCAAAUCCCACAAGAUACUUUUUAUGAUGCGGAAGAUGGUGUCACACCGAAUUUGAAAUUGAUAUUCUUGACCAUUGAAGGAGUAAUGAUGCAUAAAGCUUCAUGGGUACAAUUUAACGUUACUUCCCAGACUCUGUACGGCAUACCAAUUAACAGAGUAGGUAAAUACGAAUACAUAAUGGGUGCAAUGGACAGUGGCGCUAAAAUUGCACGAGAUGCAUUUGAAAUUGAAGUAGUUAUGAAUCCUCACAAACCAAACUAUGAAUUCAGUGUGACUCUGUCCAAUGACAUUACAGAAUUUGAGAAUGAUGUUUUUAAAACUAUGGAUCUAGUUGGACGUAUUGCUAUGUUAUACGGUGAUGAUUCAAAUGACGCAAUCACUGUGGCUUAUAUGAAGAAGGGCUCUACCAUUCUUGGUUGGAGUAAUAAUACAAUGAUAUAUGAACCAUGUCCAAUUGAGGCAAUUGGAAAAUUAGCAAAGUUACUAGAAACAGAUAAACAUCAACCAACUGAAAUAUUUAUUAACACUCUAGCGCCUGAAUAUGAAGUGUUGAGUGUUAGCACGUCUCCAAUAGGUCCUUGCGUUUCACCUAAUAAAGGAACAGAGGCACCUGAAGGUCCAGGGAUAGCUGAAUCAUCUGGUCUUACAAGUGAUGAAGAGAUAUGGGUCAUAACAGUUGUUCCUGCAUUAAUUGUAGCCGCUGUACUCUUACUUGCCGGUUUGAUUAUUUUCCUGUGUUAUAGAUACAGUCGUAAAGGUAAACUAUCCGAUGAAGAUGAGGACACGUUCAUUCACAAGGGCGUUCCAGUUAUCUUCACGGAUGAAAUGGAUGAUGCAGAGAAGCCACCUUCGUCUGCAUCUCCAUUAAUUAUGAGAGAGGAAGUACCUCCUGUUCCUCCCCCAGAGUAUCCCAGACAAGGUUCACCCAGCAGUAACCAUCCUCUGUUGGCACAUUCUUUUGAAGAUAAUGCAGACUUGGAUGAUACUUUUUUCUACCAACCACCUUCUGGUCUCUCAUCUACGCCAGACAGCCGACGAUCUACUCCUCGUAAUUUACGUGCAUAUAGACCACCACCUCCUUAUGUACCUCCAUAAUAAACAAUCUUGAGCACAAAAAUCAGAAAGUACAGAGGACCAACUAUGAGAGCAGGUUGUCCUCAUUACAGCUUUUGUAUGGAUAUUUUAUUUUGGAUUCUGACACAUUAUUAUAAUCGUUGAUCACGCCAUUACCUCAGCAUUGUCCAAGAUAUUAUUGUAACUUUUGGUUCUAUCAUUACAUUACAACUAUAUUCAUAUUACUAUUUUAUGUAAGUUCUUAUGACUUUAUCAAUUACUUGAAAUAAUGUCAACCAACUUCCCUGCUUUUGUUAUGAGGUACGUAAACUUUGGGAGAAUCAAGUACAUGGAUCAUAUCACAAUUCCAAAUUUUAGUGCAUUGUGGAAUAGUUUUGUCAGGUUGCACGAGUAGGCAUGCUUUUGAUUUUGGGGGCUGCAUUCAGUCAAAACUAUCCCACAAUCCACUAUGAUAUUGUCUAUGCAGGGAUUGCCAACACUGCUUUAUGGUAUUUGCCUUAAUUUUCUUUUUUUUAAGUUAUCUUAAUUUUAAUUAAUUAUUUUAAUAUAUUUACUUUGAAUGCAGUGAUCUAUCUCCCUUGGGUUUAUUAAGCAUGGUACCAUUAUGCUUGAAUUGUUGAAAAAAAACAAAAACAUUGAAGCUUGUUAAAUCUAUUGUAUUUAAUUGAAAAUUCUGGUAUAGUCAUAUGCACAAUCAGAUGCAGUGCUUGGACAAAAUCCUGUGCGAGAUUGGUGGAAUAUACCACAUUUGCUCUAUUAUUAGUACAUGCAAUUGUAUUUGGUGUGUCUAUAGUCAAAACAAGUCAUACUGUAUAUUAAUGUACUUCUAAUUGGAACAAAUGUGGUUACGUAUAUUUGUCUGUC